AGUGCUCCAAACUAGAUAUUGAUGUAUUAAAAAAAAAAAGAUGGCGCUUUAUACUGUAUGAUAUAAGGAGAAAUGUAGAAAUGUCAGUACGUCGAUUCAUCAUGCGAAUGUACUUGGUUCACCUCUGCAUUUUUUUUCUACUGAAAUUUUGGUGGUACUGUUAACAAAUCGAAUUUUACACAUCGGCAGUAAACAUGGCCACGAUGGAGGAUACGAAACUUGACAUGUAUGAUGACGCAAUGUAUGCGGUGGAUCCUCAGAAUGUUGAAGGAGAAUUGACAGUAGGAACCAAACAAAAGGCAAACCUUGGCGAGCCAGAAUUUAAUACGUUAGAUGAACCAAUUAGAGACACGAUUCUCAGGGAUCUACGAGCAGUAGGCAAGAAAUUCUAUCAUGUAUUGUACCCCAAGGAGAAAAAGAGCCUACUAAAAGAAUGGGAUCUUUGGGGACCUUUGGUAUUAUGCACAUUUAUGGCAAUGAUCUUACAAGGAUCUUCGGACACUGCAGAUAAUUUUAAUGAUGGUGGACCAGAAUUUGCUGAAGUUUUUGUUAUAGUCUGGAUUGGUUCUAUGAUUGUUACAUUAAAUUCUAAGCUGCUUGGUGGUAACAUUUCCUUCUUUCAAAGUGUGUGUGUAUUAGGAUACUGUCUGCUACCAACAACUAUUGCAUUAAUUCUUUGUCGAAUUAUUUUAAUGGUACAGCAGACCACAUUCCUUUUCAUCUUAAGAUUCAUUAUCACAGUAAUUGGAUUUAUUUGGGCAACAUAUGCCUCCAUGGCAUUUCUUGGAGACAGUCAGCCAGUUGGAAGGAAGGCAUUAGCAGUUUAUCCCAUCUUCCUCUUUUACUUUAUCAUUUCAUGGCUAAUCAUAUCCCACUCGACAUAAAUUAUAUCAUGCCAGUGAUCCAAGUUUUACAAGACUGUAUUACAUUUGUGCACAAACCUAAUAAAAACGUGAGAAUGGAAUUAGCAGGAAAUUGGAUAGAAGAAUAAUAUCCAUA
Molecule: messenger RNA, 999 nt
Organism: Cephus cinctus (wheat stem sawfly)
Lineage: Eukaryota; Metazoa; Arthropoda; Insecta; Hymenoptera; Cephidae
Product: protein YIPF6
Exons: 8
Coding region: 195-884 (229 amino acids)
Biological process (GO): endoplasmic reticulum to Golgi vesicle-mediated transport
Cellular component (GO): trans-Golgi network; membrane
Source: RefSeq, a predicted model, not a curated record